This is a messenger RNA of Miscanthus lutarioriparius, 954 nucleotides long. Lineage: Eukaryota; Viridiplantae; Streptophyta; Magnoliopsida; Poales; Poaceae. The record is from the annotation of a GenBank genome assembly.
AUGGAGCCUCAUCACGCAAACAAGCCAAAGCCAAAGCUCAGCAUGAAGCAUUCCAAGUUCAUCUCCUGCAAGCUCUACAUUUCUGAAAGCCGCAAUGCUAUGGCUGUGGACGCAAUCGAGCGUGCAAGCAAGAGUGAUGCUCAAGUUGUUGUCGUCAGCCAGUUUGGGGAUAAUCACUACAACCGUUUCCGCUAUACACUUGUCUCCUACAUCAUCGACGACAGAUCAACUGGAGAAGUGAUAUAUAGUCCAAUCAGGAAGGUGUUGCUAGCAAUGAUUGAGGCUGCAUUUUCAACCAUAGACCUUGAAUCACAGUCAGGAGCGCAUCCAAGGAUUGGUGUCGUCGAUGACCUGUCUUUCCACCCCUUGGGUCAAGCCACAAUGGAGGAUGCUGCUUCUUUGGCUAAGCAGGUAGCAUCUGACAUUGGAAAUGGCUUACAAGUCCCAGUAUUCCUGUAUGCGGCAGCCCACCCAACAGGAAAGUCUGCGGGUGCAAUACGGCGUGAACUUGGCUACUACCGGCCAAAUUACAAGGACAAUCAGUGGUUAGGUAGCAUGCUCCCUGAUGUUCUGCCAGUUAAGCCUGAUGUUGGUCCAACUCAUGUCUCACAUAAGAGAGGUGCCACAACAGUUGGUGUUACACCUUGGAUUGAGAACUACAAUGUCCCGGUACUGUCUAAGGACGUCGCAACUGUGAGGAGGAUUACCCGCAGGGUGAGUGGACGGGGUGGAGGGCUUCCCACGGUGCAAGCUCUUGCACUCUUCCAUGGAGAUGAUUGCACAGAGAUUGCAUGCUUGUUGGAUCCAGAUCAUGUCAGUGCCUAUCAAGUUCAGACCGUGGUGGAGCAGAUUGCAGGAGAGCAAGGACUUGAAGUUGAGCAGGGGUACUCCACUGACAUAACAAAGGAUGCAAUGCUCGAUAAGUAUUUGAAGAUUACUUGUGCUGAUGAUUGA